GUCCAUCAGGGGCCCGCCUCCGCAAUUGAGCCAACCAGGGCUGGCGGGAGGGCGCUUCCUUCUGGAGCUGGGUCCUUACCAGGAGCUGCAGCCUGGGUGAAGUGCGGACUCGGUGGCUGCAGCUGCGGAGCUGUGCGCAGGCGCAGAACUGACCGGAUCGAGCGGGCGACUGUGGCCUCGCAAGCUGUUGAGAAGCGGGCGAGGGUCCGAGGUUUAAAAAUAUCCUUUUUUGCUGAGGGAACACAAUUGCUGGUAUAGUGUCAGAAUGUCAAGUACUGUGUCCUACUGGAUCUUAAAUUCUACAAGGAGCAGCAUUGCCACAUUGCAAAGGGGCAGACGCUUAUACUCCAGGUGCGUCUCACAUAGGAAUAAAUUUAAAUGGAGGCUCUUUUCCCGGGUGCCACCCACCCUAAACAGUUCCCCAUGUGGUGGCUUCACUCUCUGCAAAGUCUACAGACACACAUCAACAGAGGAAGAUGAUUUUCACUUGCAACUCAGCCCUGAGCAAAUAAAUGAAGUGCUUCGAGCUGGUGAGUCAGCCCACAGGAUUCUUGACCUUGAAAGCAGAGUUCCAAAUUCAGUGUUGCAGUUUGAGAGCAACCAGCUGGCUGCAAAUUCCCCAGUGGAGGACCGGCGAGGUGUAGCCUCCUGCCUGCAAACCAGUGGACUGAUGUUUGGCAUCUUUGAUGGACAUGGCGGUCAUGCAUGUGCCCAGGCAGUGAGCGAGAGGCUCUUCUACUAUGUGGCAGUGUCCCUGAUGUCCCACCAGACCCUGGAGCACAUGGAGGGAGCUGUGGAAAGCAUGAAGCCCUUGCUGCCCAUCCUGCAUUGGCUCAAACACCCAGGGGACAGUAUCUACAAGGAUGUCACAUCCGUGCAUCUUGACCACCUCCGUGUCUAUUGGCAGGAAUUGCUCGACUUGCACAUGGAAAUGGGACUAAGCAUUGAGGAAGCAUUAAUGUACUCCUUCCAGAGAUUAGAUUCUGACAUCUCACUGGAAAUCCAGGCCCCCCUGGAAGAUGAGGUGACAAGGAACCUGUCACUCCAGGUUGCUUUCUCCGGGGCAACAGCUUGCAUGGCUCAUGUUGAUGGAAUUCACUUGCACGUGGCAAAUGCUGGUGACUGCCGAGCCAUCCUUGGUGUCCAGGAGGACAAUGGCAUGUGGUCUUGUCUGCCCCUUACCCGUGACCACAAUGCCUGGAACCAGGCUGAGCUAUCCCGGCUAAAGAGGGAGCACCCUGAAUCAGAGGACAGGACGAUCAUCAUGGAGGACAGGCUGCUGGGUGUCCUCAUGCCCUGCAGGGCAUUUGGGGAUGUCCAGCUGAAGUGGAGUAAAGAGCUGCAGCACAGCGUUCUGGAAAGGGGCUUUAACACCGAGGCCCUCAACAUUUACCAGUUCACGCCCUCACACUACUAUACUCCACCCUACCUUACUGCUGAGCCUGAGGUCACAUACCACAGGCUGAGGCCCCAGGAUAAGUUCCUUGUGCUGGCGUCAGAUGGCCUGUGGGACAUGCUGAGCAAUGAGGACGUGGUGAGGCUGGUGGUGGGGCACCUGGCUGAGGCAGAUCGGCACAAGACAGACCUGGCCCAGAGACCUGCCAACUUGAGGCUCAUGCAGAGCCUGCUGCUGCAGAGGAAAGCCAGUGGGCUCCAUGAGGCUGACCAAAAUGCAGCCACGCGGCUGAUCAGACAUGCCAUCGGGAGCAAUGAGUAUGGGGAGAUGGAGCCAGAGCGGCUGGCGGCAAUGCUGACAUUGCCAGAGGACUUGGCAAGGAUGUACAGGGAUGAUAUCACUGUCACUGUGGUAUAUUUUAACUCAGAAUCAAUUGGUGCAUAUUACAAGGGGGGUUAAGAAUCUCCCAUCCUGUUGUCAAGGUUAACAUAAAUGCUCUUCUAAAAUGUUUUCACUUACUCUUGAACUAGCUAUCCAAACUUUACUAUUUAAAAUUGUAGGCAGAUUUAAUUUGCUAAAUAGACUAACAGGAGGAAAAAAACAAACAGCCUACCUUUAAAAAAACAGUGAAAUAGAAGCAAUUUCAUGUCCCUGUAUGUUUUGAUCAAGUCUUAUAUGCAGAGAGGACAGAGCAUAAAAUCUGUGGAAAUUGGCUUGGGCUCAUGUAGCCCAAGUCUUUUGAUGAAGAUGUUAAACUGUGUCAGCCUGAGCCUUCAAAGGGUAAAUUUAAUCAUGAUUAUGAGAAUAAAGAAAUUCAGGAUCUUCUGAGGUCUUGCCACAAAA
Cebus imitator (Panamanian white-faced capuchin) is the source of this 2239-nucleotide messenger RNA. It is a transcript of the gene PDP2, whose product is annotated as pyruvate dehyrogenase phosphatase catalytic subunit 2. Gene Ontology annotation, biological process: protein dephosphorylation. The transcript has 2 exons. Gene Ontology annotation, molecular function: cation binding; protein serine/threonine phosphatase activity. NCBI's taxonomy places the organism in Eukaryota, Metazoa, Chordata, Mammalia, Primates, Cebidae. The record is from RefSeq and is a predicted model, not a curated record. The coding region runs from base 266 to 1855 and encodes 529 amino acids.